CAUGUUAAACAUGUUUUUGUUAAAUAUUCUCAUCGUUUUUUCGCAAAUUAAUUUAAAAAAUAAUUAAAAAAAAAGCCGCAAUAAUUAUGCAUCAACCUAAUAUCUCUUCGUAUUUCCCCCCUCCACUUGUUCUCAGUGGCGUCAAGUUAUUCUUGGUCACAUUCGCACGUCAAAAUUUAUUUUCACAAGAUGUUUUGUGCUAAAAAUUCUUCUACCGAAAGUGACAGUAGCGAUAAUAUAAGUCCUGUUCGAAAAAAAUGUAUACGAGUUAUUGAUGAUACUUCUGACGAUGAUCAACUACCAGAGCCAUGGCUUUGGCAAGAAAGAAGAAAUAGUCAAAAAAUCUGGUACUAUACGAUGACUCCUGGUAUAAGAGCGGCAGCCUUACGUCAACUAGGAGGAAGUAGAAGACAGUUAGAUGUAUUCAAUCUAAUAUUUGAUGACGUAUUCUGGGAAAAUAUUGUAACCGAAACUAACCGGUAUGCAGAUCAAAUACGAACGAAUUCACGCAGAACACGACAAAUCGACGACAGUUGGUUUCCUGUAGAUUCUAACGAAAUUAAAAGAUAUUUCGCGUUAACCAUAAUAAUGGCACAGGUAAAAAAACCAAGAAUACAAAUGAAUUGGUCGAAGAGGGCUGUUAUCGAAACGCCGAUAUUUAGAAAAUCAAUGCCUUUGAAAAGAUAUUUGCAAAUUACAAGGUGUUUGCAUUUCGCAAAUAAUAAUCUGGUUGCCAAUACAGAUAAAUUGAGCAAGAUUAGACCUGUGAUCAAGUUUUUAAACCAACAAUUUAAAGAAGUAUAUAUAAUGAAAGAAGACAUUGCUAUUGAUGAAUCGCUUAUGAAAUUCAAGGGGCGCCUAUCUUAUAGGCAAUUUAACCCAUCAAAAAGGGCAAGGUUUGGCGUUAAAUUUUAUAAAUUGUGUGAGUCCGAUUCAGGCUAUUGCUAUGAAUUUAAAAUAUAUACAGGCCACGAUAAAAUAAACCGUGAUGAUAGCGCUUCGGAAAGUGUUGUGAAAGAGCUUUCUGAGUCAGUGUUGCACAGGGGUCACACUUUAUACAUAGAUAACUGGUAUUCUUCCCCAAAAUUGUUUAUGACAUUAUCGUUCAAUUAUAAAACAAAUGUAAUUGGCACAGUACGUGGAAAUAGGAAGCAUAUGCCAAAAGAUUUGUGUAAUAUAAAAUUAAAAAGGGGGGAAUAUGCAAUAAGAAGCUGCAACGGAAUACUAGCUAUAAAAUGGAAAGAUAAGCGAGAUCUUUAUAUUAUGGCGACAAAACAUGAAACAGUCGAAAUGACUACACAAGGAUUCAACCGUACUCCAAAACCAAAUUGUAUUAGAGAGUACAAUAAGGGAAUGAAUGGAAUUGAUCUCCAAGACCAAAUAUUAGCAUGCUUUCCAGUAAUGAGGAAAUACAUGAAAGGCUAUAAAAAAUUUUUUUUUUAUCUGUUCGAUAUUGGUCUUUUUAACUCAUAUAUUUUAUGCAACAAAAUAAAUAACGGGAAGAAACAAUGUUACGUUGACUAUAGAAUCAAGAUAGCCGAAUCUCUAUUGGAGAAUAUGCCAAAACCAUAUUAUAAAGAACGAAGACAAUUAUCUUCCGGAGAUAUGCCAGAGAGACUACACGGGAAGCAUUGGGCUCAUUUUCCAAAACACAUUGACCCAACAACAUCAAAGUUGAGACCAUCGAAACCAUGUAAAGUUUGCCAAAAAAAUAAGAAACGUAAAGAAACAACGUGGGAGUGUAAGAAAUGUAAAGUUCCCUUACACCUACCAGAAUGUUUCGAAUUAUAUCAUACCAUUGUAGAUUUUUAAUUUUG
Messenger RNA from Onthophagus taurus, 1817 nucleotides. Its product is annotated as piggyBac transposable element-derived protein 4-like. The record is from RefSeq and is a predicted model, not a curated record. NCBI's taxonomy places the organism in Eukaryota, Metazoa, Arthropoda, Insecta, Coleoptera, Scarabaeidae.